Trichoderma harzianum CBS 226.95 is the source of this 696-nucleotide messenger RNA. RefSeq lists its product as hypothetical. The record is from RefSeq and is a predicted model, not a curated record. The annotation marks the transcript as partial. Lineage: Eukaryota; Fungi; Ascomycota; Sordariomycetes; Hypocreales; Hypocreaceae. The transcript is spliced from 2 exons.
GAAAAAGGCCGGAGAAAAGGUCUUCCAAGGUUGUUUUCUUAGACACUGCUAUUAUUUCGACAACUAGAAUCCGAUAAUCAUUCACGCCCAAAAUCUCAGAACCCUUAAGGAACAGCGGGUUGAUCUUACUGCUCUUUUUGGACCCUGCCCGCCUUGCCACAACUACAUGACCUACUAGGUAGUUCUGACAAAUAUCUACGCCCAUCUAUCCUAAAGCAUUAAAGAAUAGCAGGCCUUUCGCCUCUAUUUUUUUUUCGUCGACACUGUUCUUCUUGCGGCAUCGCCCGUCUAUCUAUGAACUCCUACCUAUUGAAGAGUAGCGUGUGUCCACCACAGCUCUUCUAGGUAGACACUGUUCUUCUCGCAAUAACCACCAACUAAUACCCUCGGGCAUCGCUCCCUGCCCACCUACAUAUACCCAUCUACUCCCGGUGGCUGUAUUUAAUUCCAUCAACGCCAUAUGAUACUGCAAGUUACCUGAGGUGCCCAAUAUGUUGUCCUCGUCUACUUGUGUGAUAUGCAAUGGUAGUAGCAAUAACACCAAGCCACACCCCGCUGUCAACGGCCACCCUAGCCGUAGCCACAGCUGUGGCAUCGAUCGCUUCCUUGCCGAUCAGGAACAACGCUGCCCCCCGGAAUUCGGCAAAACUCAAUCUCCAGCAGAGGCAGAGGCUGCUGCCAAAGCGAAAAUGAUGA